ACUAAGACAACGUAUCAACCGCCGGAACCGCAACGCCUUCACUAAACAGACACGACCUCCUGCCGUUUCACAGAAGCAGAAUGUCGACUUCCGGUCUGCUUUUUCAGCGCCGCAGCGUGACGGCUGCUACCUACAAGCGCUCAUCUAAUCGCCAGACUCGGCUCAACGUGGUGGCCUUUGGCGGCCAGCAGGGGGCAGCCCCCGAGCAUGCCGCCCGCGCUCGGACGACGCCGCAAGCCUCGAUGGCUGCUUCGACCAUGCCCGGGCCCCAGGGGGCUGAGCUGGGCAACUGGCUGCGUCAACUUGACCUGUUCUUCAGCAAGUCGCGCGACACACGGUCGCUGUCUGAGAUUAGUGACUUCAACAUGAGCGAUGAGGAUCAUGAUGACGACCACGCCAGCCACAUGUAUGUAUCUCACCUGGCCGCUCGUAUGGCUAUGGAGCCGCUCCCUGGCCGCGAGUAGAACGUGGUCAAUCCAGCAGGAUACCACGCGCGGGACCACGUGCUUACGACUGGUGGCGAGCUGAACGCGGCUGACCACCAAGGGCACAUGUCUUCUUUCGUGGCGGCCCAUGCGGGGAGCAGACUCCUGGGACGUGGGACCGCCUUGUACCGUAUGGCUAUCAUUUGGCGCUUUGCCGUGCGCUACGUCUCCCAAUUUAUGACGUUGAGGAUAGGCCGGACCCCCCCUGGAGACAGGGGCAGUAGUCAGUAGGGGUUGCCACGUGCCGCCACCUCGUGCCAUUCCAGAGGGGCUGUCGUUGCCACCCUCCUAAAGUAGGAGCUCCGUGCUCCGAUUUUGCGUGUCAAGGUCCUGGGCCUUGUGUGUGCGAUAUCCAGUGUGACGUGGCCGUGCAAGCUUCGACUAAUGUGGUACCCCGGCACAGACUGAUGCCCUUCACUCUCCCGGUAUCUUUCGUUGUAUGCAUCUGCCUCUAAUUCUGCAGCAGUGGUUGUGCGUGGGCAUUUGCAGUCUGUGUUAGGGAAUGUGGUAUGGGGGCCAUGGUUUUGGCUUGAGCGGGAGAGGCGUUGAGCGCGCGGUUUGCUGUGCCCGCGCUCCGCCUGCAGGAUGUCCCGUGCGGGGGCCGUUCAUGAGUUAGCGAACUGACCAGUCGUGCAGUGAAAUGUGACAUGUCAUCGUGCAGGGGGUUUCAUUCUAGCUGGUAGGCCAGGCGUAUGCAGAUGCUCGUCUCGCAGGAUUCUGUUCAAGUGCUGUGUAUACGUCUGACGCUGCUGACAAGGAAACGGAAGGACAGGCGCCGACUUGCGGAGACCUUCGCCGCAAGUUGUGGGGCUAGGUGGAAUACAAAAAAUAUGAAGGUGCCGCUGGUAGGCGGGGGAAACCCCAGCCCCAGCUGGCCAAACCCGUAUCCUGACUGAGACGGACCCGUGUCAAGGACUGUGCAGUGCGUGCUAAUUUUUCGGGAAGAAUGUUCUUUUGGGUGGGGAGGAUUCCCUUGCGAUUCUGGGGAGUGAAUUUUAGAUAGCUAUUAUUAGUUUACUCAGUACGCGGGACGCUGUGUUCGCUCGGAUGGUUACGGAGCGUACGGUGCCAUAGCGGCACUUAGGUGGCGCACAAGGAGGUGGGGCCGUGUGCCCUGGCAGUGGCGCUGGGGACCAGGGGGAAGGAUGGAGUAAGGCGGAUGAGGGCGGUGCAAGAGGCGGACGCUGUGUUUGUGCAGUGUUCCCGCCCCCGCCGUCUGUAACGAAAGAUGGCU
Messenger RNA from Chlamydomonas reinhardtii, 1719 nucleotides. RefSeq lists its product as uncharacterized. The transcript is spliced from 3 exons. Bases 81 to 464 code for a protein of 127 amino acids. NCBI's taxonomy places the organism in Eukaryota, Viridiplantae, Chlorophyta, Chlorophyceae, Chlamydomonadales, Chlamydomonadaceae. The record is from RefSeq and is a predicted model, not a curated record.